AUGAUUCGGGCAGCGAUCUCCUACGAAGAGAAGUUCCCGCUGGUUUUAAUUGACAACAAUGUUGAAAUCAAUCUGGGUCUACUUGAAGAGCGUGCUCAAAAAUAUCUUGCUUCCGUGAACAAAAGAUCACUUCGGCUCCAGACCCACCGGCUCAUAGGUCGAGGGCGACACAGCAGUGGAGCCGAGACACCACCAGGAUUUGUCAGUGCUCAGGAAUGGCCAUGUAAUAGCCCUGAUCUGAAUCCAAUGGAUUAUCCUCACGAGGCAGAGAUCGUUUUUGAAGAGACUUAUGGGUGCGGACCAUCAACAUCAAAUAGUCACAUAGAAGAUGAAAAAUGUGUCGACAUUGCGCGUGUAUUUGAGCUACAGCGGAACAUUCGUGAAAAUGAGCGUUUGCAAAAAAUAUGCUCAAAUAUUUUAGAGGCUUGUGAGCGGAAACUGUCUGAAGAAGAUUCUUGCGAAGGCGAUCUAUCCGGAGAAUUCAUUGACGGGCAGGUCACAACAGCACAUUGUUCUGACUCGUUGACCAACAGAACGUCAGCUGCUGUUAAAAUUCAGGUUAAGACGCAUACUGGAGAGUCGCGUUUCUCACCUCAAUUGAGUUUUCUGCAGGCAUGGUAUAGGGGAUGCCGUGAGCGGUCAGGACUUCAGAAUCACAUCGCAGCGAGGCGUAGCUUCAUGAAUGCAUAUAGAGGGAAUGUCGCAGCUGAGGAACCCAGUGAUGUUGUGGAUAACGUGGCUCUCAGCUCUCAACCUGUUCAUGAGAAGAUCCACGCCGCAAUUGAAAUGCUAUUCGACCCGAAAAUGACGAGCUUCUUAAUCGGCAAAGCGGGAUAUAUUGAAAAGCAGAUCAAUAUAACAACGUUAGAGCAGACAGUUCUAAAUGGUCAAAACAUUGGGAAGUUUUCCGCAAGGGCUCAAGACGUCGAUAGCCACGACGUGAUUGUCUGA
This is a messenger RNA of Haemonchus placei, 951 nucleotides long. NCBI's taxonomy places the organism in Eukaryota, Metazoa, Nematoda, Chromadorea, Rhabditida, Trichostrongylidae. The record is from the annotation of a GenBank genome assembly.